AUGCUUCACGACAUUCACCCAAAUAAAUUCAGUGAAUUGCGAAGUACCUAUAAAUACCACAUCGAUUCGUAUACUGCAUUGUAUAAGCUAAGAACGGAAAAGGAAGAAGAAAUAAACUCAAUUUACAAAAUGACCAAAACAAAAUUGAUUGAUUCAAAUAAUUGUCUUCCGACAAAUGUAAUAAGAGACAUUUUACAUAUCAUUCCAUAUAAUAAUCGCUAUACAAAGUCAUAUUUAUCUCUUGCCAAACUCAUAUCAGAUGAUUACAAUGUCACAGAGAUCAGCAAUGUUGAAUCUAUUUUAAACUUCCUGUUUUGGAAAGAAUAUGGAAUUAAAUUAGACAAUUCUGAUGAUUUUGAAGAGUUUAACUCCAAAAAUAUCAAACACCAGAUUCUGAAUGCAUGA
This is a messenger RNA of Trichomonas vaginalis G3, 405 nucleotides long. RefSeq names its product protein kinase protein. The record is from RefSeq and is a predicted model, not a curated record. The transcript has a single exon. The coding region runs from base 1 to 405 and encodes 134 amino acids. NCBI's taxonomy places the organism in Eukaryota, Parabasalia, Trichomonadida, Trichomonadidae.